Molecule: messenger RNA, 14936 nt
Organism: Anolis sagrei ordinatus
Lineage: Eukaryota; Metazoa; Chordata; Lepidosauria; Squamata; Anolidae
Source: RefSeq, a predicted model, not a curated record
ACAUCAUCCCACCAGACUCCAUUCACGAUGGAGUUUGGCACAGGGAAGAAGAUGCCCUUAUGGGCCUUCAUAUUUACAAUCUGCUGUAUCCAACAGAAAGUCUCUAGCGACGAAGGCAUAUCUGGAAAAGUAACCAUCAUUCCACCAAUCACAACUCCAGUUAUCACAUCCUUCAAUCAAGCUCACAAUGGACAAGUGUGCAGCACAUGGGGCAACUUCCAUUUCAAGACAUUUGAUAGAGACAUCUUUUAUUUUCCUGGGCUUUGCAACUAUGUCUUUGCCUCCCAUUGCAACACUGCCUUUGAGGACUUCAACAUUCAGAUAAGGCGCACAGUUGUAGGAGACAUGCCAUCUAUCAGUUAUAUCACCAUGAGGCUGGAUGGAGUGGAUGUGCAAUUAGAAGAAGAUGCCGUUGAGGUGAAUGGUGAAAGGGUUGAGCUGCCCUACAGUGGAGCUGGAUUUCUAAUUGAAAAAUCUACCAGCUAUGUUAUAAUAACUGCCAAGUUGGGCUUAAACUUAAUGUGGAAUGAAAAAGACAGUCUAAUGUUGGAACUGGAUAAAAAAUAUGCUAACCAGACCUGUGGGCUUUGUGGAGAUUUUAAUGGCAUUCCAACUUACAAUGAAUUCAUUUCAGAUGGUGUCCACUUAACUGACCUGCAGUUUGGGAAUAUGCAGAAGCUGAAUGGGCCAACAGAGGAGUGUGAGGAUCCUAUACCUUUUCCACUGAACAACUGCACUGAUGUAUAUGAUAUUUGUCGACAAGUACUUACUGGCUCUGCAUUCUCUCAAUGUAAUGAUGUCGUGUGGGUGGAUGACUACAUUGAUAUCUGCGUACAGGACCUGUGCCUCUGCAAUGAUUCUGAUAACUUUUCCUGCCUCUGUCAAACUUUUGCUGAAUACUCCCGGCAGUGUGAUCAUGCCGGUGGGCAGCCUCAGAACUGGAGAACCCCAGAACUGUGCCCAAUGGGAUGUCCUUUCAACAUGGAAUACCAAGAAUGUGGAUCACCCUGUAUGGAUACUUGCACCAACUCUGAAAGGUCUCAGCUCUGUGAAGACCACUGUAUGGAUGGCUGCUUCUGUCCACCAGGAACUGUAUACGAUGACAUCAGCGGCUCAGGUUGUGUUCAACUUGAACAGUGUUCCUGCAUUUACAAUGGCAAAUCCUAUGCUCCAGGGGCAACCUAUUCAGAACCAUGCCGUUCCUGUCUCUGCGCUGGAGGCCAAUGGGACUGCACAGAUGUUCCAUGUCCUGGUAUUUGCUCAGUAGAAGGUGGAUCACACAUCUCCACUUAUGAUGAAAAGCAUUAUGAUGUCCAUGGAGACUGCACUUAUGUUCUGUCUAAGACUUGCAAUGACAACCUGUUCACUGUUCUUGGAGAGCUCCGCAGAUGUGGCCUAACAGAAACUGAAACAUGCUUAAAGAUGGUAACCCUCAACAUUAAUGGAGGCGAAACUAACGUUGUGAUCAAGCCUGAUGGUGACAUAUUCCUGAAUUGGAUCUAUACCCAACUACCUAUCUCAACAGCCAAUGUGACCAUCUUCAGUCCUUCCUCUUUCUACACAAUUGUGCAAUGCAGCUUUGGCCUUCAGCUUGUCAUCCAGCACACACCCAUGAUGCAAGUGUACAUGUAUCUGGAUCCAUCUUUUAAAGAAAGAACGUGUGGUCUGUGUGGAAACUUUGACAGCCGUGAGACAGAUGACUUCAAAGUCCUAAGUGGGGUAGUAGAGGGGACAGCCGCUACAUUUGCUAACACCUGGAAAACUCAGGCAGCAUGUCCCAACAUCAAACAUACAUUUGAGGACCCUUGCACACUUAGCAUAGAAAAUGAAAAAUAUGCCAGUCACUGGUGUGGAUUGCUGACUGAUAGUGAAGGACCUUUUGCUGAAUGCCAUUCCGCAGUGAAUGCAGCUCCUUAUCAUAAGAAUUGCAUGUUUGACACUUGCAACUGUGAAAGAAGUGAAGAUUGCAUGUGUGCAGCCCUCUCGUCCUAUGUCAGAGCCUGUGCAGCCAAGAAGAUUGAACUUCCAGGAUGGAGGACCACUGUCUGUACCAAAUACACAACAUGCGCUCAGUCCCUGAAUUACAGCUAUGCCAUCAGUUCCUGUCAGCCUACCUGUCGAUCACUAAGUGAACCUGAUGUCACCUGCAAUAUCAAAUUUGUCCCUGUUGAUGGAUGUACAUGUGAAAGCGGCACUUACUUGGAUAGUUCUGGAAAAUGUGUGCCUGCUCAAAUGUGCCCCUGUUAUUACAAAGGAAAUCCUGUACUCUCUGGUGAAGUCCUCCAUGAUCUCGGUGCUGUAUGCACUUGUAGUAAAGGAAAGCUGAACUGCAUUGGUGGUGGAGGAGACUCAAAGUCAAUAUGUGUUGCUCCCAUGGUAUACUUUGACUGCAAAAACGCCACUGCAGGCACCACUGGAGCUGAAUGUCAGAAGAGUUGUCAGACACUUGAUAUGCACUGUUACAGCACACAAUGUGUCUCUGGAUGCAUGUGCCCCAGUGGAUUAGUAUCAGAUGGUAACGGUGGCUGUAUUCCUAUGGAGGAGUGUCCAUGUGUCCACAAUGAUGUAACUUAUAAACCCGGAGAAAAGAUCAAAGUUGACUGUAACACCUGUGUAUGUAAGGACAGAAUGUGGAAGUGCACAAAGAACAAAUGCUUGGCUACCUGUGCUGUUUAUGGAGAUGGACAUUAUAUCACUUUUGAUGACAAGCGUUACAUUUUCAAUGGGAAGUGUGAAUACACCUUAGUCCAGGAUCGCUGUGGACAGAAUAGCUCCAACAAUGCAACUUUCCGAGUCAUCACCGAAAACGUUCCCUGUGGCACAACUGGAACCACUUGCUCAAAAACUAUUAAAAUAUUUUUUGGGACCGAUGAACUAAUACUCAGUGAGGAGCACCAUGAACUGAUACAAAGGGGUGAAGGAAAUCAUCCACUGCCCUACAGGAUUCGCUACAUGGGCAUCUACUUGGUUAUUGAAACCUACAAUGGACUGGUCAUCUUAUGGGACAAAAAAACAAGCAUCUUUAUUAAACUAAGUGCUGAUUUCAAGGGCCAAGUCUGUGGCUUGUGUGGGAAUUAUGAUGGCAGUGGAGUUAAUGAUUUUACAACUCGAAGUCAAUCUGUAGUAGGUAAUGUGUUGGAAUUUGGAAACAGUUGGAAGGUAUCUCCCACGUGCCCUGAUGCUAAGUGCACAAAGGAUCCCUGUGCCAAGAACCCCUACCGAAAAUCAUGGUCUCAGAAGCAAUGCAGCAUCAUCAACAGCAAGACCUUUGCUACCUGCCAUUCUCACGUUGACCCAACUAAAUAUUAUGAAGCUUGUGUGACUGACUCUUGUGCUUGUGAUGCCGGAGGAGAUUGUGAAUGUUUCUGUACCGCAGUAGCUGCCUAUGCUCAAGCAUGUAGUGAAUUUGGAGUGUGUGUCACAUGGAGGUCACCAUCCAUCUGUCCACUGUUCUGUGACUACUACAAUGCUGAAGGUGAAUGUGACUGGCACUACAAGCCUUGUGGAGCCCCAUGCAUGAAGACGUGUAGAAACCCAAGUGGGAGAUGCCUUCAUCAUUUACCAGGCUUGGAAGGUUGUUAUCCAUACUGUCCUCCUGAGAAGCCUUAUUUCAGUGAGGACGAGAUGAGAUGUGUUAGUGUUUGUGGCUGCUAUGAUGGUCAGGGUGACUAUUACCCACCAGGAACAAUAUUUGACUCAAAGAAGACAUGUCAGACAUGUCAAUGCACCAAUAAAGGCAUGGAGUGUAGCUAUGAUCCUAAAGCAUGUUACUGCUAUUACGAAGGAAAGACCUAUACCUACAGGGAUGUCAUCUACAACACCACAGAUGGCUUGGGCUGGUGCAUGAUUGCAACCUGUGAUGUCAAUGGAACCAUAAAUAGAGAAGUGUACAAAUGUGCAGGAACAACCCCAACAACACCAUUUACAUUUACCACUGUUUCAACGACAACAUCAACUACGACACCAAUCACAACAUCAUGUGUGCACAUCGAAUGUGAAUGGACAGAAUGGUACGAUGUCAGUUACCCAAGUUAUGACAAAAACAAUGGUGACUAUGAAACUCCAGAAAACAUAAGAAACCAAGGAUAUAACUUUUGUAAGAUCCCAGAUGAAGUGGAAUGCAGAGCACAAAGAUUUCCCAAUGAAAAAUUGGAAGCAUUAAAUCAAAAGAUAACUUGUAGCAAAACGAGUGGAUUGAUCUGUAAUAACAAAGACCAGUUUCCACCAAUCUGUAACAAUUAUGAGAUCAGAUUCUUGUGCUGUGAGUAUACACCAUGCAGUGUUGUAACCACUGUACCAAGCACAUCAACUACUGCUGAAACAACACCUGCAUAUAAAACAGUAUCAACAACAUCUAUCACAGGCAACACCCCAGUUCCGUCAGUUUCCACCACAAUACACAGCACUACAGUUGUGUCCACCACACCAAUUAUAACAGCCUCUGUCAGCACACCAGGAACAACCCCUGGGAAAGGCUCUACUGUGACAGCUACAUCCCUGCAGUCCACCCCCAUAUCCAAGCCUACAGCAACUAUUCCAACCUCAGGAAAGACCCCCGAGAUUCCCAGAACCACAACCACAAUGCUUCCGCCAUCCUCUUCCACUACCAUAUGCCAGCCCGAAUGCCAGUGGACUCCUUGGUUUGAUAACCACUAUCCAAGCUCAGACCCGAAAGAUGGAGACAAGGAAAACCAUGAGACCAUCCUGGCAGCAGGCGGGCAGCUUUGUGACAAUCCCCAGGACAUCCAGUGCAUAGCAGAGGACUACUCUGAUGUCAGCCUGGAGGACCUUGGUCAGAAACUUCAAUGCAACCUCAACACAGGCCUUUUGUGUAAGAAUUCACAACAGACUGGAAAGGUGAAAUGGUGUUACAACUACAAAACCAGAUACCUAUGUUGCAAUGACAGCCAUUGCAAACCUGCAACUACGCCUGCAGGUUCUACGACGGCAGCCACCACGCCAGUUGUAAGCACCACCUUGGGAAAGAGCACACUGCCAGCAUCUUCUGCAGGCUCCACCCCACUUCCGCCGGUCCCUACUACUACGCAGAGCACCUCAGUUGUGUCCACCACCCCAAUUGUAACAGCCUCUGUCAGCACCCCAAGAACAACCCCUGGGAAAAGCACUACUGUGACAGCUACCUCCCUGCAGUCCACUCCAAUAUCGAAGCCUACAGCAACAAUCCCAACCUCAGGAAAGACCCCUGGGAUUCCCGGAACCACAACCACCGCCCUUCCACCAUCCAGCACACUAGGAACAAGCCCUGGGAAAGGCUCUACUGCAAUAGCUACAUCCCAGCAGUCCACCCGUAUAUCCAAGCCUACGGCAACAAUCCCAACUUCUGGGAAGACCCCCGGGAUUCCCGGAACUACAACUACCGCUCUUCCGCCAUCCUCUUCCACUACCACCUGCCAGCCCAUAUGCGAGUGGACUCCUUGGUUUGAUAACCACUAUCCAAGCUCAGACCCGAAAGACGGAGACAAGGAAAACCAUGAGACCAUUCAGGCAGCAGGCGGGCAGCUUUGCGACAAGCCCAUGGAUAUCGAGUGCAGAUCAGAGGACCACCCCGGUAUCAGCCUAAAGGAACUUGGUCAGAACGUUCAAUGCAACCUCGACACAGGGCUUUGGUGCCAGAAUUCAGAGCAGACCGGAAAGAUGGAUCAGUGCUAUAACUACCAGACCAGAUACUUAUGUUGCAACAACAGACACUGCAAACCUGCAACCACGCCAGCGGGUUCCACGACGGCUGCCACUACGCCAGUUCACACCAGGAACAACCCCUGGGAAAGGCUCUACUGUGACAGCUACAUCCCUGCAGUCCACCCCCAUAUCCAAGCCUACGACAACAAUCCCAACCUCAGGAAAGACCCCAGGGAUUCCCGAAACCACAACCAGCUCGCUUCCCCCAUCCAGCACACCAGGAACAACCCCUGGGAAAGGCUCUACUGUGACAGCUACAUCCCUGAAGUCCACCCCCAUAUCCAAGCCUACAGCAACUAUUCCAACCUCAGGAAAGACCCCCGGGAUUCCCAGAACCACAACCACAAUGCUUCCGCCAUCCUCUUCCACAACCAUAUGCCAGCCCCAAUGCCAGUGGACUCCUUGUCCACCCCAAUAUCGAAGCCUACAGCAACAAUCCCAACCUCAGGAAAGACCCCUGGGAUUCCCGGAACAACAACCACCGCGCUUCCACCAUCCAGCACACUAGGAACAACCCCUGGGAAAAGCUCUACUGCGAUAGCUACAUCCCAGCAGUCCACCCCUAUAUCCAAGCCUACGGCAACAAUCCCAACUUCUGGGAAGACCCCCGGGAUUCCCGGAACUACAACUACCGCUCUUCCGCCAUCCUCUUCCACUACCACCUGCCAGCCCAUAUGCGAGUGGACUCCUUGGUUUGAUAACCACUAUCCAAGCUCAGACCCGAAAGACGGAGACAAGGAAAACCAUGAGACCAUUCAGGCAGCAGGCGGGCAGCUUUGCGACAAGCCCAUGGAUAUCGAGUGCAGAUCAGAGGACCACCCCGGUAUCAGCCUGAAGGAACUUGGUCAGAACGUUCAAUGCAACCUCGACACAGGGCUUUGGUGCCAGAAUUCAGAGCAGACCGGAAAGAUGGAUCAGUGCUAUAACUACCAGACCAGAUACUUAUGUUGCGACGACAGACAUUGCAAACCUGCAACCACGCCAGCGGGUUCCACAACGGCUGCCACCACGCCAGUUGUAAGCACCACCUUGGGAAAGAGCACACUGCCAGCAUCUUCCGUGGGCUCUACCCCACUUCCGCCGGUCUCCACAACUACGCAAAGCACCACAGUUGUGUCCACCACCGAAAUUGUAACAGCCUCUGUCAGCACACCAGGAACAACCCCUGGGAAAGGCUCUACUAUGACAGCCACAUCCCUGCAGUCCACCCCCAUAUCCAAGCCUACGGCAACAAUCCCAACCUCAGGAAAGACCCCUGGGAUUCCUGGAACCACAACCACCUCGCUUCCCCCAUCCAGCACACCGGGAACAACCCCUGGGAAAGGCUCUACUGUGACAGCUACAUCCCUGAAGUCCACCCCCAUAUCCAAGCCUACUGCAACUAUCCCAACCUCAGGAAAGACCCCCGAGAUUCCCAGAACCACAACUACAAUGCUUCCGCCAUCCUCUUCCACUACCAUAUGCCAGCCCCAAUGCCAGUGGACUCCUUGGUUUGAUAACCACUAUCCAAGCUCAGACCCGAAAGAUGGAGAUAAGGAAAACCAUGAGACCAUCCUGGCAGCAGGCGGGCAGCUUUGUGACAAUCCCCAGGACAUCCAGUGCAUAGCAGAGGACUACUCUGAUGUCAGCCUGGAGGACCUUGGUCAGAAACUUCAAUGCAACCUCAACACAGGCCUUUUGUGUAUGAAUUCACAACAGACUGGAAAGGUGAAAUGGUGUUACAACUACAAAACCAGAUACCUAUGUUGCAAUGACAGCCAUUGCAAACCUGCAACUACGCCUGCAGGUUCUACGACGGCAGCCACCACGCCUGUUGUAAGCACCACCUUGGGAAAGAGCACACUGCCAGCAUCUUCUGCAGGCUCCACCCCCCUUCCGCCGGUCCCUACUACUACACAGAGCACCACAGUUGUGUCCACCACCCCAAUUGUAACAGCCUCUGUCAGCACCCCAAGAACAACCCCUGGGAAAAGCACUACUGUGACAGCUACCUCCCUGCAGUCCACCCCAAUAUCGAAGCCUACAGCAACAAUCCCAACCUCAGGAAAGACCCCUGGGAUUCCCGGAACAACAACCACCGCGCUUCCACCAUCCAGCACACUAGGAACAACCCCUGGGAAAAGCUCUACUGCGAUAGCUACAUCCCAGCAGUCCACCCCUAUAUCCAAGCCUACGGCAACAAUCCCAACUUCUGGGAAGACCCCCGGGAUUCCGGAAACUACAACUACCGCUCUUCCGCCAUCCUCUUCCACUACCACCUGCCAGCCCAUAUGCGAGUGGACUCCUUGGUUUGAUAACCACUAUCCAAGCUCAGACCCGAAAGAUGGAGACAAGGAAAACCAUGAGACCAUUCAGGCAGCAGGCGGGCAGCUUUGCGACAAGCCCAUGGAUAUCGAGUGCAGAUCAGAGGACCACCCCGGUAUCAGCCUGAAGGAACUUGGUCAGAACGUUCAAUGCAACCUCGACACAGGGCUUUGGUGCCAGAAUUCAGAGCAGACCGGAAAGAUGGAUCAGUGCUAUAACUACCAGACCAGAUACUUAUGUUGCGACGACAGACAUUGCAAACCUGCAACCACGCCAGCGGGUUCCACAACGGCUGCCACCACGCCAGUUGUAAGCACCACCUUGGGAAAGAGCACACUGCCAGCAUCUUCCGUGGGCUCUACCCCACUUCCGCCGGUCUCCACAACUACGCAAAGCACCACAGUUGUGUCCACCACCGAAAUUGUAACAGCCUCUGUCAGCACACCAGGAACAACCCCUGGGAAAGGCUCUACUAUGACAGCCACAUCCCUGCAGUCCACCCCCAUAUCCAAGCCUACGGCAACAAUCCCAACCUCAGGAAAGACCCCUGGGAUUCCUGGAACCACAACCACCUCGCUUCCCCCAUCCAGCACACCGGGAACAACCCCUGGGAAAGGCUCUACUGUGACAGCUACAUCCCUGAAGUCCACCCCCAUAUCCAAGCCUACUGCAACUAUCCCAACCUCAGGAAAGACCCCCGAGAUUCCCAGAACCACAACUACAAUGCUUCCGCCAUCCUCUUCCACUACCAUCUGCCAGCCCCAAUGCCAGUGGACUCCUUGGUUUGAUAACCACUAUCCAAGCUCAGACCCGAAAGAUGGAGAUAAGGAAAACCAUGAGACCAUCCUGGCAGCAGGCGGGCAGCUUUGUGACAAUCCCCAGGACAUCCAGUGCAUAGCAGAGGACUACUCUGAUGUCAGCCUGGAGGACCUUGGUCAGAAACUUCAAUGCAACCUCAACACAGGCCUUUUGUGUAAGAAUUCACAACAGACUGGAAAGGUGAAAUGGUGUUACAACUACAAAACCAGAUACCUAUGUUGCAAUGACAGCCAUUGCAAACCUGCAACUACGCCUGCAGGUUCUACGACGGCAGCCACCACGCCAGUUGUAAGCACCACCUUGGGAAAGAGCACACUGCCAGCAUCUUCCGCAGGCUCCACCCCACUUCCGCCGGUCCCUACUACUACACAGAGCACCACAGUUGUGUCCACCACCCCAAUUGUAACAGCCUCUGUCAGCACCCCAAGAACAACCCCUGGGGAAAGCACUACUGUGACAGCUACCUCCCUGCAGUCCACCCCAAUAUCGAAGCCUACAGCAACAAUCCCAACCUCAGGAAAGACCCCUGGGAUUCCCGGAACCACAACCACCGCCCUUCCACCAUCCAGCACACUAGGAACAACCCCUGGGAAAGGCUCUACUGCGAUAGCUACAUCCCAGCAGUCCACCCCUAUAUCCAAGCCUACGGCAACAAUCCCAACCUCUGGAAAGACCCCCGGGAUUCCCGGAACCACAACUACCGCUCUUCCGCCAUCCUCUACCACCUGCCAGCCCAAAUGCGAGUGGACUCCUUGGUUUGAUAACCACUAUCCAAGCUCAGACCCGAAAGACGGAGACAAGGAAAACCAUGAGACCAUUCAGGCAGCAGGCGGGCAGCUUUGCGACAAGCCCAUGUAUAUCGAGUGCAGAUCAGAGGACCACCCCGAUAUCAGCCUGAAGGACAUUGGUCAGAACGUUCAAUGCAACCUCGACACAGGGCUUUGGUGCCAGAAUUCAGAGCAGACUGGAAAGAUGGAUCAGUGUUAUAACUACCAGACCAGAUACUUAUGUUGCGACGACAGCCACUGCAAACCUGCAACCACGCCAGCGGGUUCCACGACGGCUGCCACCACGCCACUUGUAAGCACUACCUUGGGAAAGAGCACACUGCCAGCAUCUUCCGUGGGCUCCACCCCACUUCCGCCGGUCUCCACUACUACGCAGAGCACCACAGUUGUGUCCACCACCGCAAUUGUAACAGCCUCUGUCAGCACACCAGGAACAACCCCUGGGAAAGGCUCUACUGUGACAGCCACAUCCCUGCAGUCCACCCCCAUAUCCAAGCCUACGGCAACAAUCCCAACCUCAGGAAAGACCCCUGGGAUUCCUGGAACCACAACCACCUCGCUUCCCCCAUCCAGCACACCGGGAACAACCCCUGGGAAAGGCUCUACUGUGACAGCUACAUCCCUGAAGUCCACCCCCAUAUCCAAGCCUACUGCAACUAUCCCAACCUCAGGAAAGACCCCCGAGAUUCCCAGAACCACAACUACAAUGCUUCCGCCAUCCUCUUCCACUACCAUAUGCCAGCCCCAAUGCCAGUGGACUCCUUGGUUUGAUAACCACUAUCCAAGCUCGGACCCGAAAGAUGGAGAUAAGGAAAACCAUGAGACCAUCCUGGCAGCAGGCGGGCAGCUUUGUGACAAUCCCCAGGACAUCCAGUGCAUAGCAGAGGACUACUCUGAUGUCAGCCUGGAGGACCUUGGUCAGAAACUUCAAUGCAACCUCAACACAGGCCUUUUGUGUAAGAAUUCACAACAGACUGGAAAGGUGAAAUGGUGUUACAACUACAAAACCAGAUACCUAUGUUGCAAUGACAGCCAUUGCAAACCUGCAACUACGCCUGCAGGUUCUACGACGGCAGCCACCACGCCAGUUGUAAGCACCACCUUGGGAAAGAGCACACUGCCAGCAUCUUCCGCAGGCUCCACCCCACUUCCGCCGGUCCCUACUACUACACAGAGCACCACAGUUGUGUCCACCACCCCAAUUGUAACAGCCUCUGUCAGCACCCCAAGAACAACCCCUGGGAAAAGCACUACUGUGACAGCUACCUCCCUGCAGUCCACUCCAAUAUCGAAGCCUACAGCAACAAUCCCAACCUCAGGAAAGACCCCUGGGAUUCCCGGAACCACAACCACCGCCCUUCCACCAUCCAGCACACUAGGAACAACCCCUGGGAAAGGCUCUACUGCGAUAGCUACAUCCCAGCAGUCCACCCCUAUAUCCAAGCCUACGGCAACAAUCCCAACCUCUGGAAAGACCCCCGGGAUUCCCAGAACCACAACUACCGCUUUUCCGCCAUCCUCUUCCACUACCACCUGCCAGCCCAAAUGCGAGUGGACUCCUUGGUUUGAUAACCACUAUCCAAGCUCAGACCCGAAAGACGGAGACAAGGAAAACCAUGAGACCAUUCAGGCAGCAGGCGGGCAGCUUUGCGACAAGCCCAUGUAUAUCGAGUGCAGAUCAGAGGACCACCCCGAUAUCAGCCUGAAGGACAUUGGUCAGAACGUUCAAUGCAACCUCGACACAGGGCUUUGGUGCCAGAAUUCAGAGCAGACCGGAAAGAUGGAUCAGUGUUAUAACUACCAGACCAGAUACUUAUGUUGCGACAACAGCCACUGCAAACCUGCAACCACGCCAGCGGGUUCCACGACGGCUGCCACUAGGCCAGUUGUAAGCACUACCUUGGGAAAGAGCACACUGCCAGCAUCUUCCGUGGGCUCCACCCCACUUCCGCCGGUCUCCACUACUACGCAGAGCACCACAGUUGUAUCCACCACCGCAAUUGUAACAGCCUCUGUCAGCACACCAGGAACAACCCCUGGGAAAGGCUCUACUAUGACAGCCACAUCCCUGCAGUCCACCCCCAUAUCCAAGCCUACGGCAACAAUCCCAACCUCAGGAAAGACCCCUGGGAUUCCUGGAACCACAACCACCUCGCUUCCCCCAUCCAGCACACCGGGAACAACCCCUGGGAAAGGCUCUACUGUGACAGCUACAUCCCUGAAGUCCACCCCCAUAUCCAAGCCUACAGCAACUAUCCCAAUCUCAGGAAAAACCCCCGGGAUUCCCGGAACCACAACCAUAACGCUUCCUCCAUCUUCUUCCAAAUCUACACCUAGGACUUCAUCCCAAACUACUGUGACAAUCUCUAUUGCUUCCUCCAGUUCUUCCUUUACUACCGCAUCAACUAGUUCAAUUACCCCUACCAUGGGAAUUACAACAGUCACUUUAAGCAGAACCACUCCUUGUUUCUGCCAUGUGUCUGGAGUUAAAGCUUCUUUAUAUUCUCCUGGGGACAUAAUCUAUAAUAGAACUGAUAGUGCUGGAUGCAGUUUUUAUGCCAUUUGCAACAAGAACUGUGAAAUUGAAAGGCACCAGGGACCAUGUCCUUCAACGCCUCCUCCCCAACCUUCUUCACCUGUACCGACCACAUCAGAAGUCCCUGGUUGCCUUGAUAUUGAUCCACCUAGACAGAUCAAUGAAACAUGGAUGUUAAGCAACUGCACCAUGGCGACUUGUGAAGGAAACAACAGAAUUGUUUUGAUACCUCAACCACCACCAGAAAAGAUAGAAUGUGCAAGUGGACUUGAACCAGUCAAAAUAGAAGAUCAAGACGGUUGUCCUCACUAUGAGUGUGAAUGUAUCUGUACUGGUUGGGAUAAUCAUCACUAUAUGACUUUUGAUGGUACUUACUACUCUUUCCAUGACAAUUGCACUUAUAUCCUGGUGAAAGAAAUUGUGAAUAAAUAUGGAAACUUCAGUGUUUUGGUUGACAAUUACUUCUGUGAUCCAACUAAUGAUCAGUCCUGUUCCAGAGCCAUUAUUAUAAAUUACAACUCUGCGAAGAUAACGCUAAGCAGUCACGUGCACAAUGGAGAGAGAACUAAUAUGAUUCUUUCUGACGAUAAGCCAGUCUAUUGUGUCUACUGUGAAAUAGAUGGCAUAAUGAUUACUAAUACCAAUACUAUGGUUGCUCAAAUCCCUGCCAUCAGUGCAUUUGUUACCUUCAAUGGGCUCUCAUUCUCAGUCGAACUACCCUAUGGCAUGUUUGAACACAACACAGAGGGACAGUGUGGGACUUGUUCAAAUGACCAGUCAGAUGAUUGCCGCUUGCCCAGUGGCCAUGACGCUAGCUCCUGCUUAGAAAUGGCCAUUGAAUGGCAGGUUUAUGAUGAAAAUAAGCCCUAUUGUGAAAGAGUGGUGCCAACACCACCACCAACGCCUGUGUCACCCACACCAACCAUCUGCACAACUCCUUCUCCUCUGUGUGAACUGAUUGUGAGCGAUAUUUUUGCAGAUUGUCAUAAGGUUCUGCCACCCAGAGUAUUCUAUGAAGACUGCCUCCUUGAAGCCUGUCACUCAGCCAAUGAUUCCCUGAGCUGUUACUACUUAGAGAUGUAUGCUUCCCUGUGCACAGCUAAAGGCGCUUGUACUGACUGGAGGGGCAAGACCGAAGGAAAAUGCCCAUACAAUUGCCCCAAAGACAAGGUCUACGAUGCCUGUGGUACUGUUCCUGCUGCCACCUGCAGUGAUGGACCAGCUGAGGACACUAGUGUCCACGUUUCUGAAGGAUGUUUUUGCUUAGAUGACAAAAUCCUUUUCAAUUCAUAUACUGACAUCUGUGUCUCAGAGUGUGGCUGUGUGGGACCAGAUGGAUUGCCCAAAUUGCCAGGUAGCACAUGGAAGAGCAACUGUCAAGAAUGUAUCUGUGACCCAUUAUCUGUGACGGUACAGUGUAAGCCACAGACCUGCGAGACCACAGAAACACCUGUUUGUGAGAAAGAAGGCUUCAUUGCUGUCCCUGUCGUGACCCCAGAAGACCCAUGCUGUCCGGAAAUGCAAUGCAAAUGCGAUACUAGUUCUUGCUCCAGCCAGAAGAAAACUUGUGAGCCUGGAUACGAAUUGGCUUCAGUCCUUUUCGAAGGAGACUGCUGUGUUACUUUCACAUGUGAGCAAAUCCCAAAUAUUUGUCUGGUCAAUGAAACAGUUUACAAGCCUGGAACAACUGUUCCUGGUAAGGCUUGUGAAACAUGCAUCUGCGGUGAUGACACAGACCCGGCCACCAAGAGAAAUGUUGUGGAAUGUACUGCAGUUCCAUGUGAUACAACUUGCACAGAGGGUCAUGAAUACCAAGUAAAUGCUGGUGAAUGUUGUGGAAAAUGUGUCCAGGUGGCCUGCGUCAUCACUCUUAAUGACACUGUUGAGUUGCUCAAGCCUGGUGAUAUUUGGCAUCCAGAAACGAAUAACUGCACUUUCUAUGAAUGCGAGGAAAUUAGCGACACAUUGGUUUUGGUUAACACUGUACGAAAAUGCCCCACCUUUGACCCGAAGGAGUGUGGACCUGUUGGAGUAAAGCUGACAUCUGAUGGCUGCUGUCAAGAAUGCAAACCUCAACCACCAAGCUGCAAGCUUCACAAGAACCAAACGUUUGUCCGGUCAGAUGACUGCAUAUCUACCGAAGUUGUAGAAAUGACAUACUGUGAAGGGGUUUGUCCAAGUUCUGCAGUGUAUUCCAAUGAAGCAAGGGAAAUGCAGCACAAGUGUACUUGUUGCCAGGAGCUGAAAAGUCAUAGGAGAGAAUUGACCUUGACAUGCCGGGAUGGCAGAAGUAUCAAUUAUGACUAUAUCUAUGUGGAUGAGUGUCAGUGCACAACUGCAUGCAUCCCACAAACCACCGUUAGUUAGAGGAUGAGAAGAAGGAGAAGGUGCAUUCCUCUCAGGAUAAAGAAACAAAUAUGUUCCAAUGCAGCUAAAGUUAGCAUUAGUCGCCAUCUAGUGCUACUUCCUCUCUCUGUAUCUCCAAACAACAUUUUACUUUUCCUUGGUCAGAUGCCAUACUAAAUUAAUGCCUUCUUUUUCAUGUGACUUUAUAGCCAUUUGCAGAAUGGAUACAUUUGGAAAACUCUCCAACCAUCCCUAAAAAGAGAGAGUAAAAUGGUGAUAGAAAUUUAAAGUAGAAAACUGAACUCUUGUACUUAACAGAUUUCUUGUGUACUUUGCUGUUUAUUUUUGGCUACAGUUCUUAACAGGCAUCUGACUGUGAUGUAGAUAAAUAUGCUUCACCAUUUAUUUCUGUAUCUCAAGAUUAAUUAAAAAAGCAUUUAAAC